UGGACAAGAUUCCCGACGCUUUUCCGCCUACUUGUGUACUUGUGCUGUUGUCAUCUAUCACUUGUCUAAAAGCCACACAUAUCCUUCAAAGCGGCGCGCGCGCGUGUGUGUGCGUGUGUCUGUGUCGUUCAGUGGUUCAGUUCAGAUCCAGGGUCCAGUGAUGGCGGUUUGAAACCGAAAUGACAGCAAUGACAGCGGCAACGAGCGCGAGUUUUACUGUUUCUAAAACAUUACGAUGUCAAGAUCUGCACAGUUAUUUGAAAACCUUACCUCCCGCGACGUUAGAGAAGCUCUAUGCUCAUCCUGCAACAUGCUUAGCAGUGUUUCGGGAAGUUCCAGCCAUGGGCCGGCACUACAUCAUGCGUCUGUUAUUCGUAGAGCAAGCCGUACCGCAAGCAGUUGUGUCCUCCUGGAACGAGCAGAAAUACGUCAAGGAACACCUGGAGUGCUUGGAUUCGUUGUCAGCUCUCCACCUGUGGAGUGAGACGAGCCUACCAGGCGGCCUACCUGGAUGGACGCUAAGCCCAACAUUCAGAGCCAACAUCCGCAUUGCACUACUUGGAGGUGGCCAACCCUGGUCUGUGUACAGUGCCCUCGAGAAAGAUAAACACGUCAGGGAUGCCAACUUCUUGGACCAGUACGCCCUGGAGCGUUGGGAGUGUGUCCUGCACUUCAUGGUGGGUUGCCACUCGAAAGAAGGCAUCAGCGCGGACGCGGUGCGCAUCCUUCUACACGCCGGUCUCAUGAAAUUGGACGACACAGAAGGGAGCUCCCCGCUGAUAACUACGGAAGGCUUUCAGUUUCUCCUCAUGGAUACGGCGUCCCAGGUCUGGUAUUUCGUACUCCAGUAUCUAGGCACCAUACAGUCUCGUGGCAUGGACCUGGUGGAGUGCCUUACUUUCCUCUUCCAGCUCAGUUUCCUCACCCUGGGAAGGGAUUACAGCACAGAAGGCAUGUCAGAGUCUCUGCUGCUGUUUCUUCAACAUCUGAGGGAGUUUGGUCUCGUCUACCAGCGAAAACGCCGUUCGGGCAGGUUUUAUCCAACGCGUUUGGCCAUUAACCUCGCAUCCGGUUUGAAAAAUGCGAGACUUAACACCGCCGAUUCAGGAUACAUCGUGGUCGAAACAAAUUACCGCGUAUAUGCUUAUACUUGUUCACAGCUGCAAGUUGCUCUCCUUGGACUCUUCUGUGAAAUGAUGUACAGGUUUCCAAACCUCGUGGUUGGCGUGAUCACCCGCGAAAGUGUUCGGCAGGCGCUACGGAGUGGCAUCACAGCGCAACAGAUCAUCAACUUCUUGCAAAUGCAUGCACAUCCUGUGGCAAGGAAAGAGGACCCCGUUGUGCCUCCAACAAUCCUGGACCAGCUUCGAUUGUGGGAAUUGGAGAGGGACCGUUUCACGUUUACGGGAGGAGUCCUCUACAGCCAAUUCAUAUCACAAGGGGACUUCCAAAUGCUCCGAAACUACGCAUCCGACCUUGGAGUGCUGAUAUGGGACAACCCCAGCAAGAGAGUCAUGGUCGUCAGUCGCAACGGACAUGAUGACGUGAAGCGCUUCUGGAAGAGGCAUCGUCAGGACCAUUGAACUUUGGUUGUGUAACUUAUUUAUGUGUAAUGUAUAAUAUGUAAUAUAGUAUGUAUAUGACAUUGUA
Molecule: messenger RNA, 1650 nt
Organism: Ornithodoros turicata
Lineage: Eukaryota; Metazoa; Arthropoda; Arachnida; Ixodida; Argasidae
Product: general transcription factor IIH subunit 4-like
Exons: 14
Coding region: 180-1583 (467 amino acids)
Biological process (GO): nucleotide-excision repair
Cellular component (GO): transcription factor TFIIH holo complex; transcription factor TFIIH core complex
Molecular function (GO): double-stranded DNA binding; ATPase activator activity
Source: RefSeq, a predicted model, not a curated record